Molecule: messenger RNA, 1902 nt
Organism: Pocillopora meandrina
Lineage: Eukaryota; Metazoa; Cnidaria; Anthozoa; Scleractinia; Pocilloporidae
Source: the annotation of a GenBank genome assembly
GAAACAGGAGUAGAAACUUGCAAAGACACCAACGAGGUCCAAUGUCCUAUUUGGGCUGAUAGAGGCGAUUGCGAAACAAACCCGCUCUGGAUGAAAGUAAAGUGUCAGAAAAGCUGCAACACUUGUGGUAAUAACCAUUUGCUUUAAGGCGUGAUUACGAGUUGUAAUAUGCUCCAAAUCCUAGAGAAAAGCAAUACGGUAGUAAUUUGAUGACCUCCGAAACAUUGGUGGCUGCAGGAUCACGGUGUCAAGUCAAAAGAGCCCAAGAAAACCUAAAAGAACGUAAAAAAUCUAAAUUAUAGGUUGUAAAAUUUCCUUUUAUUUCGAAUUCAAAAUAUUGCGAGAGCAGAAAACCAGCUCUCGGCUCCGUUUUUAGGAUUACUUUUGAAAGGAAAAAAUACUGAUGCACAAGGGCAACGCGAUGUCUUUUAAUUUCUUUUUAUACAUUACAAAGCAAAACAAUUUAGAAAGAGUGUAAAUGCAAACAAACAAAUUAAAGCAAGUAAUCAAAUGACUGAACAAGAAAAUUUGCAUGAAAGUGCUGAGGGCUAUGGAAAUGAACUUGUGACAAUAUCAAGGGGAGUUUUCUUUAAUUUCGUAAUUUUUUUUUUCGUCGUUAACGUUGUUUUUUAUUUGUUGUUGUUGUUGUGAUACGCGUAACCCGUUUUUUCUUGCCAGGGUGCGCAGACUCGAACGUCCAAUGUCCCGAAUGGGCUAAACGUGAUAAAUGCUUUAAUAACCCGCAAUGGAUGAAGCUUAACUGUAGGUUGAGCUGUGAGCAGUGCCAAGAGCCGCAGACAGAGGUAAGACUUUGAUGACCCUUUUUUUCAUUGCUUAGCCCGGUAGCUGGAUAUGAUGAAAAUUCCUGACAGCCAGUAGUCUUGAUUAUCCAUUUAAUCUAUUUGAAAGACUUGGGUACAAAAUGACCAACAAAAAGUAUCAUCUUUACCUGAACUCAUUAGGCUUUCAUCAGAAAUAGAUAUCUUUCAAUCUAGAAAUUAGGUCAGGGUUUUAAACAUUUCUACUAAAUAGAUGGCUUAACAAAGCCGUUUAGUUCUGAAAUAGUUUUACAGGAUGAUACUUAAAAUAUCCCCUAUAGGCAGACACUAAAAUGUGUUAUUUAGUUUCGCAAGCAUGUGAAAAUGUUCCGAGAGGCGCCAUGGAAUUUGAUCCUCCUAUACGAACUGUUGGUGUUUGUUGCGGUUUAACGCAUCAAAAUAAAAGCGGACUGAAACCACGUUUAGAAUUCGUUAGUUGGCUCCAGGAAAAGCGCUUGUUUUCACAAAAGCCUAAAAAAAAUUUGAAAAGCUGAAACAUGGCUCACCCCCCUACAAGAUGAAUAAUAACUUUAGAACCGAUGAAAAAAGAUGUGGGUAGAUUCUCGAGGGUUUAGAAAGUUUCAUUGAAGAAUUACCUGGGUCGCCAUUCUAUUGAAUGUUGAUUAAAUACACAAGUUGGAACUAAGGAAAUUUCGAGAAUUCAAUAUCAGCUAGCCAAACGUCAAUUAACAAAAAACAUGACUUUUUUGGUGUCGUUGUUUAUUCUAAUAGAAUGCCAGUUCAGCUAUAUCUUUAGCUCUAAUGAUGAUAAUAAUAACAAUAAUAAUAAUAAUAAUGUUUUGCAUAUCAAACUCAGCACAUCACUUCCAUUUUGUCUCUUUAUUGAUAGGCUUGAGUAACAAAGGAAAGAAAGACUUCACAGGAAAACUUUUUCGCAGUACAGAGGCCGAGCUAAAAAGUAUAUUUGUAGAAUCAUCAAUAAAAUUGAUUAUUCUCAUGCAUCUUAGUGUGCGUCCGCUGUUAUCUAUUCAUCUAUGCUUAUUUUUUUGAACGCAAAUGUCCGUUUUAAUCCCAGUGUGCUGCUGGAAGUGCAAAGGGGUUUCAUAACCCGGGUAACCCAUAA